GUUAUUAAACAUGGGCAACUCACCGAGUGCCGUGAUACGAUGCGAACCGUCAUUGACGACGGGGACUACAAUGAUUGACAUCGGUGGAGAUGGAGGCGUUCCAUUUGCUUUCCAUGGCCUCCACAAUGGCGCCACCCUCAAGAAGAUAGGAGUGGCAGUGGGUGGCUGGCAGAUCAAAGCUGUGCGGGCAGAACUGACCGACGGGCGUGUGGGGACCUUUGGACGGUCAGGCACUUUUCACAAAGAGUUUACGUUCAGCCCGAGCGAGCGCAUCACCGAGCUGUCCCUGUGGGGGAACGGUGUCGGGACACGUCUGGGUGGCAUCAGGUUCUGGACGAGUUCUGGAAACAAGUUCGAGGCCUACAUGAAUGACUGGGGCCUGAAGACCGAGUACUCUAUUGAUGUGGGGUCUGGAGUCUGCCUGGGGUUGGAGGGGAGAUUUGGUCAUGACAUCGACAAAAUGGGAUUCCGCUUCAUAAAUGCCAUCCAGUCGUCUGUUCUAACCGACAUGACCUAUCCCAGCCUGGCCGUGUACACACCCCAGGCAAACAAAGAAUGCAUAAAAACGGUGUCAUAUCACAAUGGCAGUACUGUGGCUCAAGAGCAUAAAUGUGCGUACAGCAGAUCUGUGACCAAGUCUACCACCUGGAGCACCACCACUAAGAUUGAGUCCGCCGUCAGCAUGUCUGUUAAAUCAGACAUCCUGGGAAUGGUGCAGGUGUCUGGUGGGUUUAGCGUGACCAGGGGAGCGGAGCAGACCUCCUCAAUGACCGCCUCUGAGACCAUAACCGAAUCAGAUGAGUUCACUGUGACGGUCCCGGCACGAAAGACCUUGACAGUUGAGGUGUCAGUGGGACGAGCAGUCAUCGACCUCCCCUACUCGGCCACAGUGAAGAUCACAUGCCUGAAUGGCUGCGAGCUGCAGUUCCAAACCACCGGCCGCUACAAUGGUGUGGCUUACACUGCAGUGGUAGCAAAAGUCACUGAGUCCAAAUAUGUGAAGGAUGUCAAAUAAGAUGCAUCAACAUCUUACUGUGCACAGUUUUAAUAUUAAUUGCUUAACAUUGGUUUGAUUGCUAAUGUAGAGUGACUGUCACAGAUAAAUAAAUCCUCAUCAUAAACCUG
Gadus morhua (Atlantic cod) is the source of this 1125-nucleotide messenger RNA. RefSeq names its product aerolysin-like protein. The transcript has 4 exons. The coding region runs from base 11 to 1015 and encodes 334 amino acids. NCBI's taxonomy places the organism in Eukaryota, Metazoa, Chordata, Actinopteri, Gadiformes, Gadidae. The record is from RefSeq and is a predicted model, not a curated record.